AUGCCACUUGGGCCUCUAAUCACUCCAAUCCCUGAAUACCAUCAAUCACAAAAACAAAGCUUUAUUGAAGCCUCUUCCACCUUUUUCAAUAACUAUAUUCAAAUCACACAUAACUCUUGGUUUCAAGGAUGGCCAUCUCGACUCUCGUCAUCGCCUCGUCCACCGCUUUCUCCCCAUAACAGGGAGACGCCGUCAAUGGCUGCUGUUACUGCUGCCGCCAUCAGACACUUGCCUGAUUAUUCUGAAGCUGAAACCGACAGUGAGACUCAACCACCAUCGGAUUCCGAGAUUCCGGCCCCGGCCAUUAAUCUUCUCCUCAAAAUGGAACAGCUUAACAGAUCAAAUGAGGAAGACCAGAGAUCAGUGACUUCAAAGAAAAGUGGUGGAUCAAGUGGAUCUACAGGAGGUGGUAGAAGGGAACAAAGCGUUCAGCCGGAGGAGGAAGAGGAAGAUUUAUGGACAGUUUGGGGAGAUCUCAUUCGAAAUUGGGAAUACGAAGUGAAGAAAAGACCAAAUUAUAUAAAGGCUUUGGUGAAACGAGGAAUCCCACAACAUUUUCGAACAAUCGCUUGGCAAUUGUUAUCGAAUGCGUCCGCGUCUUCAAUCCAUGAUCUCUACUCAGAUUAUAUGAGACAAAAUAGUGUUUAUGAAAAGGUGAUUCAACGAGACAUCCCUCGAACGUAUCCUGAACUCGAGUUCUUUAAAGAUGGCGGUCGAGGACAAUCAGCUCUCUUCAAUGUAAUCAAAGCUUACUCAAUUCAUGAUAAAGAAGUCGGGUAUUGUCAAGGAAGUGCUUUUAUCGUUGGACAAUUGCUAUUACAGAUGCCAGAAGAAGAGGCUUUUGCCGUACUUGUCCGAUUGAUGGAAAACUACAGACUCCGAGAGUUGUACAAACCGACAAUGACUGAUCUAGGAUUGAAUAUGUUCCAGUUGGAGUGUAUGGUUCAAGAACAGAUGCCUGAUUUAUAUUCCCAUUUUACUAAUAUGGGUUUCGAUACUUCAAUGUACGCCUCAUCAUGGUUUCUAACACUUUUCACAACGACUCUUCCUUUAGAAAUUGCGAAUCGGAUAAUGGAUUGUUUCCUUGUUGAGGGAAUGGAGUAUAUCUUCUCUGUGGCAAUGGCUAUUCUUCAACAAGCUCGCAUUGAUUUAUUGCGAUUGGAUAUGGAAGGAAUGCUAAAGUAUUUUCAACGAGAGAUUCGAGAACGAUUCGAAAACGAUCCAGAGCUUCUCUUCGCUGUCGCUAAUCAAGUUCAACUAAACCCCAAAAAGAUGAAGAGAUUAGAGAAAGAAUAUAUGACCAAGCGAACAAAAGAACAAGAAGAAGCUGUCGAAUUGAGGAGGCUACGGACGGAGAAUCGGCUGCUCAGGCAAAGAAUAGACUAUCUCGAGGCAGAGUCAAGUGCACUAGCUGAUCGACUUGUUAAAGGACAGGUAAACUUGGCGCAAGAAGCUGAAAACUGUAUCUCGAUCUCUCACGAGAUGCACAAAUUGAGAGACAUCAACUCUGACGCUUACAAGAAAUUGGAAGACGCUUAUGAGACGAUCAGAGAACUCUCUUGUACUAGAAAAGGAGAAAUGGUUGAGAUUGGACUUCAAGUUGAUGAUACAACGAUGAUUGAACACAUUCACGCACUUCAACAAGAGCUCAUUGAAACUCACAAUCGUCAAGCUGACAGCGAGAAUCAGAUCAGAGAUCAGAAGAUCAGGAUACAGGAGCUUGAGACAACGAAUAAACGAUUGAGAGAACAUGAACCAUCUGAGGGAAUCGCUUGUCUGCAAGAGGAACUGAUCUCAGUGAAGAUGAGAGAAGCUGAAGCGAAUCUUUCGUUGAAGGAGAUGCGGCAACGAUUAGCUGAACUGGAACAACAGUGGGCUAAGUACAUUCACAUGAGAGCAUUCGAUCCAACCACCACUGCUCCUCAUGAGAAUGGAAACACUCCAGUCGAUACCCCGGCUACAACUCCUCAACAACCAUCUCCUCCACUCACUUCGGCUAGAGCUCGAUUAGCGAAGAUCACUGCUAGCAUCAUUGGAUCUGGAUCUCCUGACGAGGAUCACGGGAUAUCCAUUAGAGAACUCGAGGAUCAACUAAUGGGAGUGAGAAUAAAAGAGGCUGACACGGUAGCUGAGUUGAAAGAGAUGCGACAAAAAGUGAUGGAGCUGGAGACACAGAACCAUGUUUGCACAAAUCAACUCCGACGACAAGAUGAAGAGUUAAAAAGACUCAAAGAAGACAAGAAUCUCGUUCAAAAGGCUAAAAAAGAAAUGGAGGAAGCGAUGAGAGCUGAGAAGGCGAAGAUUAUGCAGAGAGAAUCGGAGUUGAACGAAGAAAGCAUCAUGCAGAGGUUAAAAUACUCAGAAGCUAUGCAAAACCUUGCUGAUCUACAGCAGAAGAUUAAUCAACUCGAGUUAAAGAGUGCCGAGAAAUGGACCAAGAAUCAAUUGAGAGGGUCAUCAGUGUGUGACAUGGAGGAUGACUCUAGUUGCGCUGGCUCUCAUCAUUCAAUGGUAUCCGGUGGUGAUGCUUUGUCGCUUGCUUCAGAAGAUAUGAGUGCUCUCGUGGCUGAUCUCACCAUGAAAGUCCCCCAACUUGAAAGAGUUCCUGAUGAGAAAGAUGAGACGGAAACUGAAGAAUCUUGUCGACCAAUUGAGAAGCACGACGGAAAUGACACAACUGACUCGGGGAUGCAUCUCUCCGACAGUCGA
Mesorhabditis belari is the source of this 2709-nucleotide messenger RNA. The record is from the annotation of a GenBank genome assembly. Lineage: Eukaryota; Metazoa; Nematoda; Chromadorea; Rhabditida; Rhabditidae.